This is a messenger RNA of Brassicogethes aeneus, 1089 nucleotides long. Lineage: Eukaryota; Metazoa; Arthropoda; Insecta; Coleoptera; Nitidulidae. The record is from the annotation of a GenBank genome assembly.
GUCGUAGCCGGAAAGGUGUAGCCGCAGUUACAAAUUUAUUCUAUGGUUAUAACAGUAGAUUCUGGUCGCGCAGUUUUAAUUAUAGAAGUUAACCUAUUUUGGUGUCAAGAGUGCUGCUAAAUUUUGAACAAAAAUGCAGAACCCCGACGAAGAUACAGAAUGGAACGAUGUCCUUCGAGCCAAGGGCAUCAUACCGCCAAAAAAGGAGACGGAAAUCACGGAAGACCAGAUUGUCAACAUGCUGGAAGACACGAUAAACAGGAAAACAAACGACGGUAAAAACAUGGAAGACAUGACUUUGGACGAGUUGGACGAGCUGGAAGACUCGGAGGACGAGGAAGUUUUGCUGCAAUACAGAAAUAAAAGAAUAGCUGAAAUCAAAGCGUUGACACAGAGAGCUAAAUUUGGGUAUGUGGGUGAAAUAUCCGCCCAAGAUUAUGUUAAUGAAGUGAAUAAAGCCGGUGAAGGCAUAUGGGUUAUUCUCCAUUUAUACAAGCAGGGAAUACCUUUAUGUGCUAUAAUUAACGAACAUUUAAGGAUGUUGGCUCAUAAAUACCCUGCAGUAAAAUGCCUUAAAUCGAUCUCAACAACCUGCAUACCUAACUACCCCGAUAAAAAUCUCCCCACGAUAUUUAUUUACUUUGAGGGCGAGCUUAAAAAACAGUUUGUGGGCCCCCUGGAGCUUCGCGGGCCGAACAUAACCUAUGACGAAUUAGAGUACAUAAUCGGAAAAACCGGGGCCGUAGAAACGGAGAUUAAAGAAGAUCCGAGACCGGCGAUCAAGGAUAAAAUGAUGGCAGAUUUAAGGGACACGAACGAUUGGUAGUAAGAAAUUUCCAAAUAAAGUAAAUAGAACGGAGUGUUACUCAUGUGCCUCGUCAUCUGUCGACGUCAUUUUUUGAAGGAGAAUUUAGUUUUGUAUGUAUGCAACCCAGAUUGCAUAUGCAGGGCUGUACUGGUAUACGUUUUCGUGUACAAUUUGUUUAUGAUUUUUCGUUUUUAAAUUGUUGAUUAUUUAUUUAUUAAUUGUAUUUUUAUACAUUUACAAAAUACCUACUUUUAGUCAAAAACCAAAUAUAUCAGUUGAUA